Trichosurus vulpecula (common brushtail) is the source of this 1566-nucleotide messenger RNA. It is a transcript of the gene KLHDC10, whose product is annotated as kelch domain containing 10. The record is from RefSeq and is a predicted model, not a curated record. Gene Ontology annotation, molecular function: protein binding. Gene Ontology annotation, biological process: positive regulation of stress-activated MAPK cascade. The coding region runs from base 92 to 1417 and encodes 441 amino acids. The transcript has 10 exons. NCBI's taxonomy places the organism in Eukaryota, Metazoa, Chordata, Mammalia, Diprotodontia, Phalangeridae.
GGAGCCCAGAAAGGAUUACUCCUCACCGGCUGUGCCGGCUGAGGAGCUGCCGGGACGGAGCUGGGCCGUUCGCGGGGGGAAACAACGAGUCAUGUCGGCGGCCCAAGGUUGGGACGGAAACCGCCGGCGAGGAGGGGGCACCGCGGGGGCCGGCGGCGGCGGAGGCGGCGGUGGCGGCGGUGGUGGGGGUGGGGGCCGCGGAGCGGGGCUGCUCAACCGCUUCGUGAAGCUCUGCGGGCCGCCGCACCUGCCAGGUAAGAAGAAAAUACGAUGGGACGCUGUUAGGAGAUGCUUCACUCAGUCCUGUCCCAUCCUAAGGAUCCCUAAAAGGUUUUUGAGAGGUCACAGAGCUCCACCGGCACGAAGUGGACAUCGAUGUGUGGCAGAUAAUACCAAUCUGUAUGUAUUUGGAGGCUAUAACCCGGAUUACGAUGAGUCAGGAGGGCCAGACAAUGAAGAUUAUCCUCUCUUCAGGGAGCUUUGGAGGUACCACUUUGCUACAGGAGUAUGGCAUCAAAUGGGCACAGAGGGUUACAUGCCCAGAGAGCUGGCAUCUAUGUCACUUGUGUUGCAUGGAAACAACCUGUUGGUGUUUGGAGGGACUGGCAUUCCCUUUGGUGAGAGUAAUGGCAAUGACGUCCAUGUCUGCAAUGUGAAAUACAAACGGUGGGCCUUGCUCAGCUGUAGAGGGAAGAAACCCAAUAGGAUUUAUGGGCAGGCAAUGGCUAUUAUAAAUGGCUUCCUUUAUGUCUUUGGAGGAACAACUGGCUAUGUUUACAGUACAGACCUACAUCGGUUAGACCUGAAUACCCGGGAAUGGAUACAGCUAAAACCAAACAACCUGUCUUGUGAUCUGCCAGAAGAGAGGUAUAGACAUGAAAUUGCACAUGAUGGGCAGAGGAUAUACAUCUUGGGAGGUGGGACUUCCUGGACAGCUUAUCCCUUAAAUAAGAUCCACGCUUACAACCUUGAAACAAACACAUGGGAGGAAAUUGCAACAAGACCCCAUGAAAAAAUAGGUUUCCCUGCAGCCAGAAGAUGUCACAGUUGUGUACAAAUAAAAAAUGAUGUAUUUGUUUGUGGUGGUUAUAAUGGAGAAGUGAUUUUGGGAGAUGUCUGGAAAUUGAAUCUGCAAACUUUCCAGUGGGUAAAGCUUCCAGCUGUUAUGCCUGAGCCAGUUUAUUUCCACUGUGCAGCUGUUACGCCAGCUGGUUGCAUGUACAUUCAUGGAGGAGUGGUGAACAUCCAUGAAAAUAAACGGACUGGGUCAUUAUUUAAGAUGUGGCUGGUGGUACCCAGCCUUCUGGAACUGUCAUGGGAGAAACUGCUUGGGGCCUUCCCUCACUUAGCAAAUCUCUCCCGAACACAACUUCUGCACCUUGGACUCACACAGGGACUCAUUGAGCGGUUGAAAUGAGGGUUUCUGGACUGUUCAUUCAUCAUGGAAAUAUUAAUUUAAAGAGACUUCUUUCUCUAUUUAUGGGCAGUGUGGAGUGUGCUACCAAGAGGAUUGAGUACCCUGAUCAAGGCCUUACUCAGAAAAUACAUCAGAUGCCUUUCUGUAAA